Messenger RNA from Perca flavescens (yellow perch), 6130 nucleotides. RefSeq names its product jumonji and AT-rich interaction domain containing 2b (gene jarid2b). The transcript is spliced from 18 exons. The record is from RefSeq and is a predicted model, not a curated record. NCBI's taxonomy places the organism in Eukaryota, Metazoa, Chordata, Actinopteri, Perciformes, Percidae. Gene Ontology annotation, molecular function: DNA binding. Gene Ontology annotation, cellular component: nucleus; chromatin. Bases 524 to 4843 code for a protein of 1439 amino acids. Gene Ontology annotation, biological process: regulation of gene expression; chromatin remodeling.
AGAAAGGAGCUGCUCUCAGUCAGUAGAGCAGUGUGCCGCUGGAGAGCUCUCUCGUCGACCGCAGGCUCCAGCUAAGAAUACGUGACAACUAACGUUUUAUUUUUCAAUUUUUAUUUAUUAAUUUCUCAUCGUGUUGUCACCUCAAACAAGAUGUAACUUGUUGACAUCACCUCAAGUAUAUUAAUGCAUUUGAAAAGAGCCGGGAGCGAGUGCGCAGAGACGAGAAGCCGAGCUGUUUUGGCGAAUGGAACUUAUUGUUGUGCAUUUGUUUUGACUAUGUUAGCCCCAAGUGAGUUUGGGUCUAGUCCGUCUCUGUCCGUCGUCGACCCUUGAAUUUUUGGGAUUUAUAUCCGAAUAGUUUAAGGGAAACAUCGAAGGAGGAUUCUGCAAAGCCAGCAAGCUUUUCCUACAGAGCCGGGGAUUUAAAUCGUCAUUUGGUGGUGCUCCGGGAGAGACGAGAAUCAAAGAAAGAAAUCCAUGUGGCCAUUCUCUCUAUAGCCAAACAUUUUUUGGGGAUUGCAUAAUGAGCAAGGAACGACCUAAGAGGAAUAUCAUUCAAAAGAAAUAUGAUGACAGUGAUGGCAUACCGUGGUCAGAGGAGCGUGUUAUGCGGAAGGUGCUUUACCUCUCCCUAAAGGAGUUUAGGAGUGCACAGAAACGGCAGCUGGAUGGUGACGGAACCCCGAACUCCAAUGGUUCCCUAGCCAAUGGGCAGCUGAACGGCUCGGGGUCAAAGGGCAGCCACAAAGAACAUGGGUCCUUGCGCUCUCAGGGCCAUGGCAGCCACGAGUACGGUGAGGACGGUCCUGCAAAGAAGAGACCUCGGCUCCAGGCCCAGAGGAAGUUUGCCCAGUCGCAGCCCAACUCGCCCAGCACUACGCCCGUCAAGGUGGCCGACCCAGGCAGCCUCAACAGCACCCUAACCACUGUGCCCUCCACAUCCUUGUCAUCGCUCUCCUCUUCGUCCCUGUCCUUGUCCAUUCAGGACCUGUCCAGACGCAAGCCCAAGACGGAGGACUUCCUCACCUUCCUUUGCCUCAGAGGUUCAUCGGCCCUGCCCAGCAACAUGGCCUACUUUGGCAGCUCCCAGGAGGAGGAGGACCUGGAGGACGAGGAGGAGGAGGAGGAGGAGGAGGAGGUGAGGAAUGGAGGUGGGAUCCACUCUCACAGUGGGGGAAGCAACAGCCAAGCCUCGGCCUCCUCCUCCUGCCACUCGACACCCCGGAAGGGCAAGCUCCCCGCCAGGCAGCCGCUGAAUGGGCAUGUUUUCAACACCCAUGGUAAAGCCGGGACCAGGGAGAGUCCGAGGCCCAAGGUGGGAACUCACGGCAGGGAUGCGCCUGCCCCGCCACUGCCACCUCCUCCGCCUCCACCUCCACCCCUCCUGAGGGAGCGCAGUGAGCGGGCGGAGGCACGGGAGCAUGCGAGGGAACAGCAGGCCCUGGCCAGCAGUAGAGGCUCAGCCAACGGGCUGCCACCGAGGAGAGCUGCUGAGGAGCUACGCAAACAGGUCUCUAAAGUGAAUGGGCUGACGCGGGCGGGCACGGCACAAGCUGUCGGUGCCAAAAAGAGCCGUGACUUCCGACUGCCGUCCAAAACUGUGAAGAAAUACACAGCCACCGUGUCCAAGGGCCACGUCACCUACACCAAAGCCAAACAGAAAGAACUGGGCAAGAAAACCAAACUCAGCAGCAGCAACAAACACAACAGCGCCGCCUCGACACCAUCGUCAGCGAACAAUCACAAUCAGCACAGCCAGCCAGCAGCCAGCAAUGGGCUGGCCAACUCAGGAAAAGCAGCGGCACCAGCCCACCACAGCAAUGCAAAAACCCGCAAACAGGUGCUAUUAUCCAAUGGGCUGCACAACGUGGCUGCUGGCGCCCGCCUCAACGGCAGGCUAAAUGGGCAGCGGCACAACACCUUGACCAGGGAGGACGGGCAGAGACAGUGUCAGCAGGGGGAGUGCCCAGGUCGAGAGGGACUGCGUAACUCCAAGCGGCGUCUGGAGGUGGUCCUCAAUUCUGUGGGGACAGGGAUUGUUGAUCACAAAGCCAAAACCACUGGCACUGAGGCCAAGAAGGCCAAGCUUCAACCCACGCCUCUGGAGACACGCAGCAGCAGCAAGAAGGCAGCCAAUCAAGAGAAAGCUGCCACACAAACCACCACCCCUACCACUCCAGUUUCUAAUGGACAUGAGUCAGACACACCCCCUUCUCCUAAACAAACUCCACCUGUUACCCCACCCCCACCUCCCACUCCCCCUCCUCAACAAACCCUGCCUCCUUCUACACCAGCAGCCAAUGCGGAGCCGGUAAACCAGCGACCCAAGCGGGCAUCAGCCGGCAAGCUGAUGUUGAUUCGACAAGCGCAGCAGCAGAGCAGGUCUCACGGUCGGAGCUCCUCCUCCUCUUCCCCCUCAUCAGGCCAGAAUCAGCCACAGAACCCCAGUCGUGCCAGCACUACCUCAGACCCCCAACAAACCUCUGUGUCCUCCUCCACCACCUCCUCUCUGCUUACUUCCACCAACAACCCCGGACUCAGGCCAGCAGCUUUUCGGCCCACUGAUCGUGACAAGGAGUGGGAGCAUGAGAAAGAGAUGGCGCGCCAGAAGGAACGUGAGCAGGAAAAGGAGUGGGAGCGCCAGCGGAGCAGGCCAGAUGGCUGGGCAGCUCUGGGUGAAGCCCCUGUCUUCCGGCCAGUGCCGCGGGAGUUCCAGGACCCUCUGGUGUACUUGGAUGCGGUGAGGGAACAGGCCGAGGUUGCUGGCAUGUGCCGCGUGGCCCCGCCACCCGACUGGCGGCCAGAGUGCAAGCUGAGCGAGGAGAUGCGUUUUGUUACACAGGUGCAGAGGGUCCACAUGCUAGGCCGGCGCUGGGGCCCCAACGUGCAGCGGCUGGCCUGCAUCCGCAAGCACCUCAAAUCUCAGGGCAUUACCAUGGAUGAGCCUCCUGUCAUUGGUGGCUGUGAAGUGGACUUGUCACGUUUUUUCCAGCUCAUUAAUGACAUGGGCGGCAUGCAGCAAGUGAUGGACCUGAAAAAGUGGACCAAGCUAGCUGACCUUCUGCGCAUCCCUAAGUCAGCGCAGGACCGGCUGGCCAAGCUGCAGGAAGCGUACCUCCAGUACAUCCUCUCCUAUGACUCGCUCGGCGCCGAGGAGCGCUUGCGACUGCAGGCUGAGGUGCUGCAGGAGAAAAAGAACCUGGAGUUGCGCCGGGGCCCUCUGGAAGGACUCUCGGACUCCUCAGCACCUUGUGCACUGGUGCUGCCACGCUAUGAGCCCAAGAAUGGGCUAGUAGGUGGGAUAGUGGGAGGGGCGACAGGGAACCACCACACCAAUGGAGUGUAUCACCAUCUGAAGGAGCUGGAGGCUCAGGUCAAAGCGGGCCGGCGCCGGCUCUUCGCUCAGGAAAAACAAGGCAAAGAGGACAGGCAGCAUGGAGAGGAGCCACAGCAGCAGGAUGAGGUGGACAAGGGCGUUCUCAGUGACCAGCACAAAUGUAUUAACAAGGGGAAAUCAGUGUCUUUGACUAACUUCUUCAGGAUAGCCCGGAACACCAUGACCAUGUGCUUUAACAAGGAACCAGGGGCUGCUGAGGUUGAGGAAGAGUACUGGAGGAUUGUGGAGCAGAGAGACAGCCAUGUGGCGGUGCAUUGUGGGAAGGUGGACACCAGUACACAUGGCAGCGGAUUCCCCACAGGAAAGUCAGAGCCAUUUUCAAAACAUGGAUGGAACCUCACUGUCCUCCCCAAUAACUCUGGAUCCAUUCUGAGGCAUCUGGGUGCUGUGCCUGGGGUGACCAUUCCCUGGCUUAACAUUGGCAUGGUCUUUUCUACCUCAUGCUGGUCUCGAGACCAAAAUCGCCUUCCAUAUAUUGAUUACUUACACACUGGUGCUGAUUGCAUUUGGUAUUCUGUCCCUGCUGAAGAGAAGGCUAAGCUGGACAAGGUGGUCCAUACACUGCUUCAGGCCAACGGCACCCCAGGACUAGAAAUGUUGGAAAAGAACAUCAUGAUCUCUCCAGAGGUGCUGUGCCGCGAAGGCAUCACGGUUUACCGUACGGUCCAGCGGAGCGGCCAGUUUGUGGUCUGCUACCCCGGUGCCUUUGUCUCUAAAGUGUGCUGUGGCUACAGCGUGUCAGAGACGGUGCACUUUGCCACACCGCACUGGAUGAACCUGGGUUACCAGGCCGCAAAGGACCUGAAAUGUCGUCGUAUAGCCAGACCUUUUUCCAUGGAGAAGCUACUGUACCAGAUUGCCACAGCCGAAUCCAAGAGAGACAAUGGCCUUCUCCUCACCACUAUCUCCGCCCUACUCAAAGACCUCAGGAACAUAGAGAUGCGCCAACGGCAGGAACUGUACAAGGCAGGUUUGCUUUCCUCUGCCCGCUACGGCACACAUGACGGCAGCCUCGGGCCCGGUGAGGGACGCAAGAAACCCCGCGGGAAAUGGCUGACACUGGAGUCCUCGGAGAGACGCUGCCAGAUCUGUCAGCAUCUCUGCUACCUGUCCAUGGUGGUUCAGGAAACUGAUAAUGUGGUCUUCUGUCUGGAGUGUGCCCUGCGUUACGUGGAGAAGCACAAGUCCUGCAGAGGCCUUAAGAUGAUGUACCGAUACGAUGAGGAGCAAAUCAACAGUUUGGUGAACCAGGUGUGUGGCCGGGCCCUGUUAAAGAACGGAGGUGGUGGAGUCGUCGUCAGUGCAGUAGGGGGGGACCCCUGCCACGGUUUAAGCCCCGCCAAAGCAUCGCCGGCGAAGCGUGGCCCCCGAAAGCGCACCACCGUGGAGGUGUCCCUGGCACGCCUGUCCUCCAGCCACAUUCCCAAGGCCGCUGCUGUGUCCUGAGAGGGACGCCACAAUAUCACCGCCCAGUAGGCUGUGCACUCCCAAACGGCCCGGUUUUGUUUUACAUUAGGCAGGAUCACUAUCAAUCCCUCCUCCACCACCCGGUUUUUAAGAUUGUUUUUUGAGCUUUGAAAAUCCCCUUACAUGACCUCAGUCUCUUCCCCACCCCACCCCCCCAAAAAUAAAUAUUCACCUCCCCCUUAGUAUGACAGGCUUGUUUAUAAAAAAGAGAAAAAGAAAAGCAAGAUGUCUUUUUUGCACUAGUGUGAAAGAACAAUUUGUUUUUUUUGUUCGUCCUUUACAACAUUACAAGCAUUAAGUGUAACGUUCACAAGAAGACUUGAUGGGCCCGGUUUUACCCUUUACCUCCAUCUUCCCUUAACUGAAAUGGGUUACAUUUGUUACCUUGUUCUUGCAUCACUCUUUCCUGCCCUCAUCUCGCCCCCUGAGACUGAACCCUGUCCCUUCUCAUCAUGCGUCACACAACUGUGAACAUGGGACAAAUGGGGGAAAAAAAAAGGCGGCCAUUUUUUUUCUCUCUCCAGUUUUGUGAAAUGAAAAUGACAUCAAGUAGUUACCCAAAGUUUCUCUCUGUCCUUGGUUUGAGGAGGAAGAGUCCUUUUUUAACAAUUUUAUUCUUUUUUGAUGCAGCUCCUGCAUUGUUUUAUUUUAUAAAAUGGGGGGUUGGUGCCGCGAGGUAAAAACUUGAAAGACAGACGUCGGUUUGUUGGUUGGUUAUUUGUUUUUUCAAGUCCUAUUUUGAAUUUUAGCUUUGUUUUUUGCUAGUUUAUUUGCAAGAAGUCUUCUGUGUAUUUUAUUUUUUUGUCAUUGUGGAUGUUUCUGUUCGUUGGUGGAUAUGAGAGGGGGGCAGAACUACAGCUGCUUGACCUGUGAAAGGUCACCGCUCAACUCACUUCCUGGUAGUAUGGAGGGAUCCCUCCUUCGCUAGCAAGUGAAAACUGUGCCUGAUACGUGGCGAGGAGAUCCAUUUUAUUGGUGCUGUUGGUUAUAAUUACUGUAUAACACAAAAAUAAAAAAAUCUGGGGGUUAGCGCCUGCUAUCGGCUAACAGCUAGCUCACGCACCCCCACCCCACAGGGCAGAAAGGCUCUCAGGCUUUUCUGGUUCUAGAUGUGCAAUCGUGUUAACAUUCCAUUCUUCCAGUCCUCUUGUUUCAUCUGUACCAGUAUACAUUAAUUAUUAUAUUAUAAUUAUUAUUUUGUGUUUUUUUACUUUGUUGGUCUGAUGUGUUAUCUCAAGUAGAGCCACUAGUCAAAGAGUAUAAAAU